CACAUUGUUAAGAGAAGUUUCAUAUACACAUUGUUAAGAGAAGAUCAAAGCGGUCGAAAAUGGCGAGAACCAUGAGGAACAAAUCGGGUUUGGCCGUCCUGAACCGGUUUCUGAGCUCACCAAGUCUGGAUCUCCGUCGAACCACGACUACGACCAGGUCUCUGGAAACCCUAGCUUUCGAAGAGGUUCGAGCAUCUACUACUACUGAGAAACCCUACAAUUUCACUGCUUUUGUGCUGCACGGCCUCUUGGGGUCUGGCCGAAACUGGCGAUCCUUCUCUCGUUCCCUCUCUUCCUCUCUCUCUAAUGAGUGGAGGUUGGUUCUUGUGGAUUUGAGGAACCAUGGUAGAUCGGCUGAGAUAGAGAGUUUAUCCCCACCCCAUGACAUGGCCAAUGCUGCUAAAGAUGUGGCUGAUUUGGUGAAGUCUCAAGGUUGGGCUUGGCCUGAUGUUGUUCUAGGUCACUCUAUGGGUGGUAAGGUUGCCUUGCAAUUUGCUGAGAGUUGUGCUAGAGGUGAUUAUGGUCAAUCUGCUCAAUUGCCUAAACAGCUGUGGGUACUGGACUCGGGCCCUGGAAAAGUGAACACUGAAAACAGUGAUGGAGAAGUGGAGAAAGUUUUGCAGACCUUGCAGAGUCUACCUACAUCAGUCCCAUCACGAAAGUGGCUUGUGGACCACAUGAUUAAGCUUGGGUUCUCCAAAUCAUUGUCCGAAUGGAUAGGCAGCAACCUCAAAAAAUCAGGAGACCACGAGACAUGGGCUUUUAAUCUUGACGGUGCUGUCCAGAUGUUCAAUUCUUACCGGGAGACGGAUUAUUGGCCUUUGCUGGAACACCCACCAAAAGAGAUGGAGAUAGCUAUUGUGCAAGCUGAGAAGAGCGACAGAUGGGAUGCAGAUGUGAUUCAGAGGCUUGAAAGUCUUGCCGGUCGGAGCCUUGAUGAAUCUGAGGGGAAGUUUUCAGUGCAUGUUCUUCCCAACUCCGGCCAUUGGGUUCAUGUUGACAAUCCGAAGGGACUUUUAGAGAUUGUGGCUCCCAGAAUUGCUUCUAUUGCUUAAUUAAGUUCUGUUUUGGUUACUCGUUCAAAAAAAAAAAAAAUUCUGUUCUGGUUCUGAGGCGAUGAUUUAAAAAUGCUAUUUGUUUCAAGGUUUCGAUAUGCUUUUUUUUUUUUUUGAACACCAAAAAAAAGGGCACUUCAUAAGGGCAUUAUAGCAUUUGUGGGUCAUGUUUUUAGAGUAACCGUUGCCGACUAGAUUUAACUCAAUCUAUAAGAAGCGACCCACCACCGAGACACCACAGAAGAGGCCAAAUUUCGAUCAAAAUAUAAUACAGAGUCUCCGCAGAGAGAGCGUGCCCCUCAGGAUUCGAACCUGACUUACUCCGGUGGAAACCGAGCGCGUUGUAUUUUUAUUUAUUUAUUAUUAUUUUAAUAAAAUUGCUGGAUGUUCUGAUUGUGAUCA
Molecule: messenger RNA, 1457 nt
Organism: Camellia sinensis
Lineage: Eukaryota; Viridiplantae; Streptophyta; Magnoliopsida; Ericales; Theaceae
Product: alpha/beta-Hydrolases superfamily protein
Source: RefSeq, a predicted model, not a curated record